Messenger RNA from Zasmidium cellare ATCC 36951, 525 nucleotides. RefSeq lists its product as uncharacterized. NCBI's taxonomy places the organism in Eukaryota, Fungi, Ascomycota, Dothideomycetes, Mycosphaerellales, Mycosphaerellaceae. The record is from RefSeq and is a predicted model, not a curated record. The transcript has 3 exons. The coding region runs from base 1 to 525 and encodes 174 amino acids.
AUGGCCGAGGAGGAGAAACAGAAGUUCAAUACUCGGCCAGAGUCCACCAUUGCGCAAAACUUUGCCGCGGACUUGGACUCGAUGUUCGGCCUCAAUGCCCCGCCUGGUGUCGACAAUCUCUCCCGAACUGUUGAAGAGAAGAAGCACACCGUCACCACCGGCGAGCAGCAGCUUCAGGAACUCGAGGCCAAGCUGCGUGAGACCGAAGAGCGACUGGCUCGCGUCUCCAGACAGAACUCGCCCUCGCGGCAGGCCAACACUGCGGUGCCUAGGACUCAUCCAGAGAGUAAGCAGGCCGCUGACGGUGCUGCCAAACCAAGUCCACUCGCUCAGAAGCCCACCUAUCCCGCCGAUAGACCCCCUACCUCCGGCGACAGACCACCCACCGAAAGAGCAGACACUCAGGAGAUUGUGCGCAACAUACCGGGCGCAAUGCCAGAGACACCACAACCACAAUACGGAGGAAGCAAUGAAUACGUCAUGGUGGAUAGGAACGCCGGACAGGCUCAGCGAGGAUAUGGCUAG